Molecule: messenger RNA, 1089 nt
Organism: Meyerozyma guilliermondii ATCC 6260
Lineage: Eukaryota; Fungi; Ascomycota; Pichiomycetes; Serinales; Debaryomycetaceae
Gene: RFC5
Product: replication factor C subunit 5
Exons: 1
Coding region: 1-1089 (362 amino acids)
Biological process (GO): DNA-templated DNA replication; DNA repair
Cellular component (GO): DNA replication factor C complex; Ctf18 RFC-like complex; nucleus
Molecular function (GO): ATP hydrolysis activity; DNA binding; DNA clamp loader activity
Source: RefSeq, a predicted model, not a curated record
AUGUCUUUGUGGGUAGACAAGUAUAGACCAAGGUCCUUGGACCAGCUCUCGUUCCACGACAGCAUCACAAAUAACCUCAGGGCCCUUGCUAGCACCGGAGACUUUCCCCAUCUCUUGGUUUACGGCCCCAGUGGAAGUGGAAAAAAAACACGAAUCUACUCAACACUCCAUGAAUUGUAUGGUCCUCUGGUAGAAAAACUCAAGAUUGACGUGAAAAAGUUCACCACCACGUCCAACAGAAAGCUCGAGUUUAACGUGUUGAGCUCGCCUCAUCAUUUGGAAAUUACCCCGUCAGAUAUGGGAAACAACGACAGAGUAGUGAUCCAGGAUCUUCUCAAAGACGUGGCUUCUACAGAGCAGGUGGACUUCACGGCAAAGGCUUCGUCGCCCAGACACAAGUUCAAGGUUGUGGUGAUCAACGAGGCCGAUUCACUCAGUAGAGAUGCCCAGGCAGCGUUGAGAAGAACCAUGGAAAAAUACUCCAGUAACAUUCGUCUUAUUAUGGUUUGCAACACCACUUCCAGUAUCAUUUCUCCCAUCAAGUCGCGUACGCUUCUUGUGCGGAUUCCGGCUCCAACAACGGCAGAAAUUGCCCUGGUGCUCACCACCAUUGCCGACAAAGAAACUGUCAAAUUCAACCCUGGCGACGAAGAAACUCGCCAAAAGUUCUUUGAGCAAUUAGCCACCAAUUGCAACCGGAACAUGCGCCGGGCAUUGCUCUGCUUUGAAACCAUUCUGAUGCAGACGGAAACCAUCAACAUUAACAACCCUAAACAGGCAAUCGUGGACCUCGAUUGGGAGGUGAUUAUCCUGAACCUUGCCCAAUCCAUCUACACUCAGCGAACAGUAGCUAAUUUGGCAAAGGUUAGAGUGGUGCUCUACGAACUCUUGUCCCACUGUAUUCCCCCGGCAGUCAUUCUCAAGACUCUUCUUUUCGACUUGAUCAAGCUAGCCAACAAAGACCUGCUCACACGAGACUUGGUGGGGGUGGCCGCUGUGUUUGACGAGAGGUUGAGUUUGGGACAAAAAAGCAUAUUUCAUUUGGAGGGGUUCGUGGCCAAAGCCAUGUUGGCUAUAGACAGUAUAUAG